AGCGGUAUGCCAUGAUGAGGCGGUAAUUGAGAAGUUUGGUAUGCUGUUGGUUGUAAAUGCACUUGGCAGUGUUUUAAAAGUGCAGGAAAAUAUAUCAUAAUCUUUUACUCCUUCUGCCAGUCGACUUUGACGUUUGAGAAGUGCCUAAACAUUCUGUGCUACCAGCUGUGAUAGUCGACACAAGUGUCAAGGCAUGAAGGCACGCCAGAAAUGUGAAUAGUGUGUUGUGUUGCCUGCGCCACUGCGAGUGAGUUGUGUUUAAGGAAGGGCAUUUGUUGUAUGUCAUGAUGUAUGAUCAUUGAGAGCAAAGUCUGACCAGUAAUGACCCGAGAUAAAACAGAAGGCUGCCUUUAUCAUUGAUGUUGAUGGUGCUCUUCCUGACGUUCGUGGGAAAGUAGGUAGAGAAGCCUACUUUUAUGAGGCGAUGACAGUCUAUCACAGAAUAAGCAGAAGCCUUUGAGUUGCUCAUUGGGCCUAUGAUUGUUUUGUUUUGAAUUGGGUCAGUGGAAUCAUGGCUAAUGUUUCCUCUGCAGACAUGACAUGUGCACUGUGUUAGUUUAUUCAAAUAGGCCUACAAUUAAGUGAUGGCUACAAUGGCUGCUCUCGCUACAAGAACGUGCUUCCAGAACCUAAAAUGGUCCAUGCGUCAGCUAGGGCUUUCCAGUGCGUCUCGUCAAGUUCCACAAGGUGCGCGACUGGGUAAAACAAGAGUUGCUCCUCUGUUGGUCAGACUGCCAAAGAUAGCACUGUUGUGCGGGGGCACUGUACACUGCAUGUCCACUUGCACAGCAAGCUGCCAGGAAGCCUGGGCGCCCCCCCGGCAGCAGAGGACAGAUGAGAGGAAAGCCAUUGCCAGAGUGGAGGUCCACAAGCUUCUGUUUGUUCUGCGUCUCAGCCUGAGAGCAGUGGUGCUCAUGCUAAAGUUUGGUCCACUGCUGCUGUUUCUUCCUUUGACACUGGUCUCAGAGCGCUGGGCGUCUCGCUGGCUGGACGGCCUGCUGUGGGUGACUGAGACCUCUGGGCCGACCUUCAUCAAGCUGGGUCAGUGGGCCAGCACGCGAAGGGACAUCUUCUCACGCGCUUUCUGCGACCGCUUCUGCAGGCUGCACGUCCACGUCCGCCCCCACUCCUGGGAGCACACGAUGCAGUGCCUGAGGAGGGCGUUUGGGGAGCACUGGAGACAGCUCUUUCUGUUCGAUUGCACGGAGCCAGUGGGGUCCGGCUGCAUAGCGCAGGUGUACCGGGCCCGGGCCAGAGUGCAGGCCGUGGAGGACCCAGCCUUCCAUCAGCUGGUGGAGGACCUGGAGAGGGAGGACCUCCUGGAGGCCUGGGAGAUCCCUGGGCUGGGGGGACCGCUGCAUUCACUACAGGACAUGGUGACGGGCGAGAAAGAAGAAUCAUUACCUCAACAAACUGGAAAAACAAAAUCUGCAGACUUGAAGAGUCAAGAUGAAGCUCCCGUGAAGGACCACCUGAUACCUGUUGCUAUUAAGGUGCUUCAUCCAGGCAUCAGGAGGCAGGUGGAGAUCGACCUGCUCCUCAUGAAGACGGGCAGCUGGCUCCUCAACUGCCUGCCGGGGUUCAAGUGGCUCAGCCUGCCGGAAAUAGUGGAAGAAUUUGAGAAGCUCAUGACCAGACAGAUAGACCUCCGCUAUGAGGCGAACAACAUCGAGAGGUUCCGGGAGAACUUCCGGGAUGUGAAGUAUGUCAAGUUCCCCGUCCCCCUGAGGCCCUUCGUUACCAGGACGGUGCUGGUGGAGACAUAUGAGGAGAGUGAGCCCAUCUCCAGCUAUCUCCAUGGAGACGUUCCCCAGGAGGUGAAGCAGAGGAUAGCCAGGAUGGGAGUGGACACGCUGCUGAAGAUGGUGUUUGUGGACAACUUCGUGCAUGGGGACCUCCACCCGGGGAACAUCCUGGUGCAGUGGAACCAAAGUUCUGUGCCGCAGCAGCAGGGUGACAAGGCUACGCUGACGGAUCUGUGGGACACGGUGGUGGUGAGCAUGCGCCCCGCCCCUCCCCCGCUACAGCUGGUGCUGCUGGACGCCGGCAUCGUGGCCCAGCUCAGCCCGGCCGACCUCCAGAACUUCAGAGCCGUCUUCACUGCCGUCGUCCUGCGACAGGGUGAGCGCGUGGCAGAGCUGAUCCUGAAUCACGCCAGAGCCAACGAGUGCCAGGAUGUGAGCCGCUUCAAGAAGGAGAUGGCACAGCUAGUGGACCAAGCCCUCAGUGAUACCCUCUCCCUUGGGAAGAUCCAGGUGGCUGAGCUGCUCUCGCGCGUCUUUGGGUUGCUCAUUCAUCACAAGGUGAAGCUAGAAAGCAACUUUGCCUCCAUUGUGUUUGCCAUCAUGGUGCUGGAGGGUCUGGGUCGAUCGCUGGACCCCAACCUGGACAUCCUGGAGAUCGCCCGACCCCUGCUGCUCAGGAACGCCGCCUCCCUCAUAUAGCACAAGAGGCAGACACAACUAGCAGUUUCAGGAACGCUGUCUCAGCACUUGCUACAGCAGCAGAAGCAGACGUACACACAGCACCCAGCAGUUUAUUUGAAGGAUUGUGUCUCCAUCAUGCAGUGUAGAGGCAAAGGUGGCAGACGCAGCACCUGGCGGGAAGUUACAAGGACUGUGUUUCCCUCCUAAAGCAUAACACACAGAGGCAGACAUAUGGCCGCAACUGGCGAUUAGCUUCAAGAACAGGGCCUCUCUCAUACCAUAUAGUGGGAUGACAGAGGCAGCAAAUGGCAGUUUGUUUCUGUGCCUCCCUCUUCCAAUAGGCACCUGAGAGCAACUGGCAGUGAGUUUCAAGAGCUGUACCUCCCUCUUACCUGAGGCAGCAAACGGCAGUGAGCUGUAAAGAGCAGUACCUCCCUCCUACUUGAGGCAGUAUCUUGGCAUUUGGUUUCGCACUACAUCAACACAUGACCUCAUGCACCGCAGACAGACCUCCAGCUGGGGGAACCGGAGGCAAAUGAGGUCAGGAGUCUGAAUGUUAAUGAUGCUCAGGGCACACGGUGCAGGGCUGUCUAUGUUGUUGAAGCUUUGGAGGAUAAAUAAAUAUCAACAUGGCCUUGCUGCUCUGCCCUGGCUAAUAGGCUUUCUCCAUCGCCAGGGUGUCAUUAGUUGAAGUGCCCCGAGCUGCUGCUCUUAUGUUCUGGGAUACGGUGUCAGACAUUGCCCCUGGAAGACUCCCAAAUGAGUGUCAUGAACCCAAACCUGCACAGAACUGUCAGUGAAUGAAAUACAAGCUUCAGCCCAUGCCCUUCCUUGUUUGUUUGUUCCAUAAGAAUAAAUGAAGUUCCCUCCCAUCUCGAAUUAAAUGCAACAGGCUAUGAACUCUGACCGAGACACCAUGGGGCAUUUUUAGUGCCGUUGUUUUGGGUAGGGUGCGCACACCCAAAAUUACUUGUUGCAAGUGCCAGACGAAAGUGUCAGACAGUUUAGGAAGGUAGGGCUGCACACCGCGGAAUAAACUCCAAAAAAUAAACUUAAUUCAAUUAAAAUGGCAACGUUUCUAUCACCCUGGAUCUUCAUCAGACAUCAUUUUUUGUAGCUUAUUCCGCAGUGUGCAGACCUACCUUCUCAAAAUAUUCUGUAGUGUAGUCAGUCGGUGAGCUCCUUUUGGCUAUUUGAGCAUUGUAGUGCAUCCCUACUUGUGGCCCCUGUAUGGGCUCAUUUGUCUGGCUCUUGUGUGCUCAGUGGAGGGUGCAGUAAGCACUCCACUCCCCCUGCUCUCAGGGCUGGACUGGGAUGAAAAAUCAUGCCGGGCAUUCUUUUUUAGCAAAGACCGGUCCAACAGGCAUUGAGAGAGACAAUUAAGAUAACUGACUAUUUGACAACAUUUUAGUCAAGCAACAUGACCUAUUUUGACUACCUCUGCGACAUGAGGACUGAUGACAUUGAGGGGAGGACCAGGCCAAAAUCAUCAACAGUCCACCGGGCAAAUGCCCUGUGUGCCAUAUGGACCAUCCAGCCAUGACUGCUCUGACACCUGAGGAGCCAGGCAUGCAUAGCAGACCACUAAUCCUCUUUGCCAUUCUCAAAUUACAGUUUACAGUGCAGGGCUGUCUGAUGCGGAUAGCUUUCAUUAUUCCGCUUUUCAGAGACAAUUAGGCAUCACAAUAGCUGCCGUAGCGCGUACAGUUGUCCUUCCCACAGAUUCAAAGUAAGUGCGCUGUUGUGUAUAAUAUUUACAUUUCCACUGACUGACAGCUCAUCUCAGGUGAACAGACUCCAAUGUAAUUCCAGUUGUGGUUUUCAGGUAAUUGUGUGCAGACAUGAGUAAGGUGGGACGCAGAGCUUGAUGUCAACUGCAUGAAUAUGGGUGCAGUUUAACACACAGUCAUGAAGGAUUGCACCGUGUCAUCCACAGGAUCAUUCUCAAUCCAUUUUUUUUGGUAAAAAAGCAAUAAAAACUAUUUUGUGGCAGCAUAACAAAUGUACAUUCUGUGAUCUCAUAAUUUAUGACAAUUCAAUUAUGUGUAUUAAAUUGUUCUUAAUCCACUGAAAGUGAAAGAUCUUUUGUUACUAUUACGUAUCUUUUGUUACUAUUACA
This is a messenger RNA of Engraulis encrasicolus (European anchovy), 4545 nucleotides long. RefSeq names its product aarF domain containing kinase 2 (gene adck2). Lineage: Eukaryota; Metazoa; Chordata; Actinopteri; Clupeiformes; Engraulidae. Gene Ontology annotation, cellular component: mitochondrion. The record is from RefSeq and is a predicted model, not a curated record. The transcript is spliced from 8 exons. Bases 585 to 2444 code for a protein of 619 amino acids.